UUGCUGAUCACCGAUUAAUUAAAGUCCAAAGACAAGAGGAGCUCUCACUCUCACUCACUCACUGAAAAACGAGCAAAAAAAGCCCCUCCAAAGACGAAAUGCUCUGUGCAACAACUCGCCCACUAUUCAACUCACCAGCCACCCACUUCACCACGCGCCACCCUCUCCUCCGCCGCUAUUCUCCCUCCUGCACCACUCGAAUCACAAUGUCCUCCACCCCUUCACCAUCAACCAUCGAACACAUUGUCCUCUUCAACGUAAAACCCACCGCAGACGCCACCCAACUCUCCGCCAUGGUCAACGGUCUAAACGGCCUUAACACCCUCCCAAUGGUCCUCUACCUCACCGCCGGAAAACUCCACCGCGACCGCUCAUCCUCUCUCUCCUUCACCCACAUGCUUCACAGCAGGUACCGCACAAAAGAAGAUCUAGCCAACUACUCCGCCCACCAGGAUCAUCUCUCCGUCGUCCGAAGCAGCGUUUUGCCUAUCUGCGACGAUUUAUUGGCCGUAGAUUGGGUGGCGGGGAAUCUCGAGGGUCCGAUUGGGGUUAAACCCGGUUCCGCCAUGAGGCUUCAGCUUGUCAAGCUUAAGGAAGGGUUAGAAGAGACAAAAAAGAGGGAAGUAUUUGAUGUGAUUAGUGGAUUGAAGGAGAAAACGAGCGGAAUUGAGCAAUUAACUUAUGGGGAGAACUUUUCGCCGGCGAGAGCGAAAGGGUUUGAGAUUUGUUCAAUUGGGGUUUUUGGUGGGAUUAAGGAAUUGGAUUCUUUGGAAUCGGAUUCUGAAAUUGCUAAAGAGAAAGACAAGGUUAGGGAUUCUAUUGAUUCUCUUGUCAUUGUUGAUUAUGUUGUUCCACCUUCGCCUUCAAAUCUUUGAUUCAUCAUUGUAGAUUUUUCUGUAAUGGGAUGAGUUGCAUUUUGAUCAUGUUUCCUUCAAAUGCACUGGAUAAAUAACAUUGUGAUCGUGUUGUUCUGCAUUCAAAUCAAUGUGCUAGUCUUUGAUUCAUGAUCAUACAAUUGCAUUUUGAUGAUGUAUCUUCAAUUUCAAAUGCACUGAAUAAAUAACAUUGUGAUCGUGUUGUUCCACAUUCAAAUCAA
Molecule: messenger RNA, 1096 nt
Organism: Spinacia oleracea (spinach)
Lineage: Eukaryota; Viridiplantae; Streptophyta; Magnoliopsida; Caryophyllales; Amaranthaceae
Product: stress-response A/B barrel domain-containing protein UP3
Exons: 1
Coding region: 99-875 (258 amino acids)
Source: RefSeq, a predicted model, not a curated record